AGACCCACGCGGCUCAGAAAUUUCGUCCCUGCGAGAGAAAUAAAAACACACACGCCAACUUCGAAAUUGUCAAUCCUUCGUUGAACACAAAGUGACGAAUUCGAGAGAGAACUAAAAAAAAAACUAAUUUAAUCAGAGAUUUCGAGUAACAAAGAAAGAGAAGAAGAGGGUUUGAUCUUGUUGUUGUUGUGAAAUUGAAAUUGAAACUGAUUGUGAAGAGGAAAGAGACAGAUGGUAGCAGAAGCAGAGGUUGUAUUUCAACAUAGUUUACCGGCGGUUCUGGAGAUUGAGUUGUUCGAUCGAGUUUCUUCCGCCGUUAAAUCUCCCGUUUCUUCUCCUAAAUUGGGUUUUACUCAGUCGGUUUCCGCAAGUUUAUCGACUUCUCCUCUGGUUGUGCAGGGUGAUUGUGAUCCAAGUGUCUCAGAUUAUGUUCCGACCAUCCGGUCUGGAAGCUUUGCUGAUAUUGGCCCAAAGAGAUGCAUGGAAGAUGAACACAUUCGCAUAGACGAUCUAUCUUCUCAAGUUGGAUGUCUCUUCGAGUUGCCAAAGCCUAGUGCUUUCUAUGCGGUUUUUGACGGUCAUGGAGGACCAGAAGCAGCAGCAUAUGUUAGGGAAAACGCCAUUAGGUUUUUCUUUGAAGAUGAGCAGUUUCCACAAACAUCUGAAGUGAAUAGUGUUUAUGUGGAAGAAGUUGAGAGUUCAUUGAGAAACGCGUUUCUUCAAGCUGAUCUUGCUUUGGCAGAAGAUUGCAGCAUCAGCUCUUCUUCUGGUACCACUGCUCUCACUGCUCUUAUCUGUGGAAGACUUUUAAUGGUUGCAAAUGCUGGAGACUGCAGAGCGGUUCUAUGCAGGAAAGGCAAAGCGAUAGACAUGUCUGAAGACCAUAAACCGAUUAAUCUACUUGAGAGAAGAAGAGUGGAAGAAUCAGGCGGUUUCAUCAAUAAUGACGGCUACCUAAAUGAGGUCUUAGCUGUAACCCGGGCUCUUGGCGAUUGGGAAUUAAAAAUGCCACACGGCUCCCAGUGUCCGCUAAUUUCUGAACCAGAAAUCAAGCAGAUAACUUUAACCGAGGAUGAUGAGUUUCUUGUGAUUGGAUGCGACGGGAUUUGGGAUGUCAUGACGAGCCAAGAAGCAGUUAGCAUUGUUAAGCGUGGCUUAAAGCGACAUAACGAUCCAACAAGAUGUUCGAGAGAGCUUGUGAUGGAGGCUCUUAGAAGGAACUCAUUUGAUAACUUAACCGCGGUUGUAGUAUGUUUUAUGACAGCGGACCGAUGGGAAGAGCCGGUGGUUCCUAUGGAGAAGAGACGGUGUUUUAGUCUUACACCGGAUGCAUUCCGUAGCUUGAGGAAUCUGUUGGAUGGCUGAAACUGGUGUGCUUUUGGUGAUUAUAUAAUUGAUGAUGACGAAUAACAAACCUCUCCCACGCUGCUAUUGUAUUUGACUUAAAAGGUUCUAAGCAGCAGAGAGAACUAUUUCAAGAUAAAUUUGCAUAAGAUGUGUGCUUUUUGUGUGUGGAGUCUGUAAUUACAUUUUUGUGUACAUAUACUGAUUAUUGAGUGUGAAUAUAGUUCAAAAGAAGAAUUGAAAAAUAA
Molecule: messenger RNA, 1592 nt
Organism: Camelina sativa (false flax)
Lineage: Eukaryota; Viridiplantae; Streptophyta; Magnoliopsida; Brassicales; Brassicaceae
Product: putative protein phosphatase 2C 49
Biological process (GO): protein dephosphorylation
Molecular function (GO): cation binding; protein serine/threonine phosphatase activity
Source: RefSeq, a predicted model, not a curated record